Molecule: messenger RNA, 1180 nt
Organism: Scleropages formosus (Asian bonytongue)
Lineage: Eukaryota; Metazoa; Chordata; Actinopteri; Osteoglossiformes; Osteoglossidae
Product: homeobox protein Hox-D8-like
Exons: 2
Coding region: 157-927 (256 amino acids)
Biological process (GO): regulation of transcription by RNA polymerase II
Cellular component (GO): nucleus
Molecular function (GO): DNA-binding transcription factor activity, RNA polymerase II-specific; RNA polymerase II transcription regulatory region sequence-specific DNA binding
Source: RefSeq, a predicted model, not a curated record
CGGACAUGAAAAGGAAGGAGCCCGGAGCGGAGCCGCACACUCGCGCUCCUGGGGGUCGGAAUCGGCGCGGCGCCGCGAACCUCCAGCGGCUGUGAGCGCGGGAGCGGUCAUCUCGGGCUGACCUCUAGUGACCGCCGCGGGACGCGAGCAGCACCGAUGAGCUCCUACUUUGCGAACCCGUUCUACCCCCCCCAGUACCCCGCCGGGGACACCACGGUGCCCAGCCUAGUGUGCGACCCCUGGCUGUUUCCGCAGGAGGUCCCCAGCAGCAGCAGACACGCGCUGGUCUUCGACGGCGCUGCGGGCUUCCAGCCGGCCGGACGCGGACCGACGCGGGAGUCCUUCUACCAGGGGGGUCCCGGGUUCCAGAACGACCCCCGCGGGACUGCGCGCCACGGAGAGCCCCCGAGAGCGCACGGACACGAGCGUUUCCAGAGACAGGCGGCGGGGGCGAGCGCACAGGAGGCCGAGGCGAGGCAGCAGCUGGGCUGCAAAGCCGAAGAGAGGCAGGAGAGCUUCAGUCAUCAUCGCAGCUUCGCUCAUCAUCGCAGCUUCGCUCAUCACAGCCCGUCGCCCUGCCACGUGUUCCCGUGGAUGAGACUCCAAGCAGCUCCGGGCAGAAGAAGAGGCAGACAGACGUACAGCCGCUUCCAGACGCUCGAGCUGGAGAAGGAGUUCCUCUUUAACCCCUACCUGACCAGAAAGAGGAGGAUCGAGGUGUCGCACGCGCUCGCGCUCACCGAGCGACAGGUGAAGAUCUGGUUUCAGAACCGGAGGAUGAAGUGGAAGAAGGAGAACAACAAAGACAAGUUUCCGUCGGCGCGCGGGGACGCGGAGGAGCUGAAAGCGGCGCCAGGUAGCGGCGGGACUGGGGGGGCGAGCCGCUCCACCGGUGAUCAUGAUGGGCCACCUGUCACUGUGGAGUGAUGGAAUGAAGGAGUGACGGAGUGAAGGAGUGAAGGAAGUGACGGAGUGAAGGGGUGACGGAAUGACGGGGUGAAAGAGUGACGGAAUGAUGGGGUGAAAGAGUAAAGGGGUGACGGAAUGACGGAGUGAAAGAAGUGACGGAGUGAAGGGGUGACGGAAUGACGGGGUGAAAGAGUGAAGGGGUGACGGAAUGAAGGAAGUAACGGAAUGACGGAGUGAAGGAAGUGACGGAAUGAAAGAGUGAAGGAAUGAC